Mycena citricolor is the source of this 1300-nucleotide messenger RNA. The record is from the annotation of a GenBank genome assembly. NCBI's taxonomy places the organism in Eukaryota, Fungi, Basidiomycota, Agaricomycetes, Agaricales, Mycenaceae.
AUGCGCAUCCUGCCAUGCCUCCUCCUUGCUGCGCUCGUGAGCGCCCAGACGCCGCCGCAAGUUUUUUCUCUGGCGUACAUCGGGACGCUCCUCAUCCAACCGGGGCUCGACGGCACGCUCUGCAUCACGGCUUCUUCAAACAAUACCGUGUCGACGAAAAGCUGCACCGGCAGCGACUCGCAAAAAUGGACAUUUGUGAACGGCAGCAUCCAGAUUUUCAAUGGGACCCAGUGCCUGGCUGUUGCGUCGGAUAACACGCAAUUGCAACUACAGCCAUGCGCAGGAAGAGGGGCAGCGAGCCAGCAAUUCUGGUACACUUACGACAACCACAUCGCCUGGACCAACCGCGGGCGAUGCCUCCAUCUCAGUCCCCAGCUUGGGAUGGGAGUCUGCGAUGGCACUGAUGCGCACCAGACGUGGAACGUCGGGUACCCCGCCAAUGCCCUGCCCACGACCUCGGAACACGGCCAGAGCGGGACCAACGCCUGCGGGACCGCUGCCAGCCCGGACUCGGCUUGUCAGACUGUUUGGAUCAAUUCGGCGGACGAUUUUUGUCUGUGGGCCCCACCGUCUGUAGGCACGAUCGGGGACACGGAGCGGGACGAGGUGGCGUGGUGCACGAUGCCGGGCCACGGCGCGCGGCUAGUCCCGCCCGGGACCUUCCACGGCGUGCACUUUGUGAAGACGGCGGACUACGUGCAGGUGACUGGCGUCGGCAACUUUACGAGCAUCAACGUCCCCAGGCACGACCAUCGAAGCAGACAGCUCAAUCGCAGACCAGAUCCCCACGGCGCCGACGGCAAUGGCAACCCAAUCGGGGGCCUCGUUUUCGGCAACAGCUUCAGCCCUGGCCUGCAAUACCACGAAUGGACCUCGUUCAUCUCCGACACCGAGUUCUGCUUCCGCGCCUGCAUCGGCCCCAACGCAGCCAGAAACUGCCAGCACAUUUACGACCUGAUGGGCUGCUACUGGAAUAUGCCUGCAAACUACGACGCCGGGUCAUUUGACAACUGCGAAGCCGACGACGAUCUGCCCAUGGGGGUCUACGGCACAUCCACCUGGUACCAAGGAAUCAAGCCCACUCCACCGCCUCAUCCCGUCGCCAGCAGCUCCCGCUGCGUCCCCGUGCCGAGUCCCACGUGAUCGCAUUGUAGAUACAUAUUUGCAGCGAGAGAGAGAGUGAGUAUGUAAGCAGUACGGGUAAGCACUAGUAGUGGUGUUCCAUUCCAACCAAGAUAUUAUGGCACGAGCCGGUAUAAAUCCACCCACUGAAAUGAACAAAUGAAAUAUACGUCGAGAG